Molecule: messenger RNA, 604 nt
Organism: Umbelopsis ramanniana AG
Lineage: Eukaryota; Fungi; Mucoromycota; Umbelopsidomycetes; Umbelopsidales; Umbelopsidaceae
Exons: 2
Coding region: 25-408 (127 amino acids)
Biological process (GO): protein import into mitochondrial intermembrane space
Cellular component (GO): mitochondrial intermembrane space
Molecular function (GO): protein-disulfide reductase activity
Source: RefSeq, a predicted model, not a curated record
UUCCAUUAUACACAUUCCGUCAACAUGUCAUACUCUAGAGUCGACGGCAAGGAUACCAUUAUUUUUGUUGAACCUGAAGAACACAAGGAGGAAACCAGCCCCUCUACGGAAUCACAAGCUGAAGAAGGUCAAGCUGCAGCCUUCGACCCAGAGACGGGUGAAAUCAACUGGGAUUGUCCCUGUCUAGGAGGAAUGGCUCAAGGCCCGUGCGGCGAGCAAUUCAAGGAAUCAUUUUCAUGCUUUGUUUACUCUACUGCUGAACCCAAGGGCGUCGACUGCGUAGAAGCAUUUAGAUCUAUGCAGGACUGUUUCAGACAACACCCUGAUGUCUACGGCAACGAGAUUGACGAUGAUGAUGAUGAAGAGGAGGAGGAGGAUGUCGCUAAGAAGGAAGAGGAGACAGCUUAAAUGACUGUGUUUACCAAAAGAGACAAUAAUAAACUUGUAGAUUAUAGAAUGUCGAGGAAAAAAUGUCUGACUUGGGUUGGUAUCAGGGAUUUUUUUUUUCUCAUCCUUCUUGUCAGACACGACUCCGCGGCACCCCAUUGGCCAGGUACGACAAUUGGAUGCAUACCUAUUAAGUAUAAUAUCAUCAUCAUCAUCA